UGACCUACACCUGUCAACUUUUCCAAGUUGGUGCUGAUUUGCAGAAUAAAAACGAAAUUUGUACAAUGUUUAACUCGUAUGCUCUUUUUUAAUAGAUUAAUGAUAACAUUUUAUAUCUCACGCGAUGUAAACACCUACUAACAAAAUAGAAAAAAAAAACCCAUCCAAAGUGCAAUAUAUUCUAAACAUUCUCCCAAUUACAACUGACAACUUAAUACAACUAUUGCAUCAUGUUUGCACAAAUUACCCGCAGCAUCUUUUUUGAAUCUGGAAAAAGAGUUCCUUCUUAUUCCCUUCUUAUCUAUAAAUCAACAACAAAACAAUCAACAACAAUCUUACACCAUCGAGGGACAAGAAAUCUACCGCCCGUUCCACAGAAACCAACACCGCCUGGGAAAAUCCAACAAGUCUGGAAUAAACUCUUUGGCAAAUACCUUCUAGCUACGAAUGUUAUUAGUUCGGGAGUGUUAAUGGUUGUUGGCGAUGUUGUCGCUCAAGAAUUGGAAUUUAGAAAAGGUCUGCUCAAGGAGCGAUAUGAUUUACAUCGAAUGUGGCGAAUGUUUGUUGUUGGUUCGUUACAAGGUCCAUUGCAUCAUUAUUCCUAUGGAUGGAUGGACAAAAUUAUGCCAGCUGUCAAUACAAAAAAUUCUAUUAAGAAAAUUCUUAUAGACCAAUUUGUCAUGUCGCCAGUUUGUAUUUUACUUUUCUUCUAUCCCGCCUGUUAUCUGGAGAACAAGACUUUGCGUGAGACAAACGAUGAAGUUAUAAGCAAGUUCCCGUAUAUUUAUAUCACUGACUGGUGUGUAUGGCCGGCCGCACAAUAUGUCAAUUUCCAAUAUCUGGAUCCUAAAUACCGAGUGAUGUUCGUCAAUGUAAUGACAGCACUGUACAACGUUUUCAUUUCCUACAUUAAACACGAUGAAGGAGGAAACUUCUUAGCCAAAUUUCAUUAAAAUUUGUUUCUUGUUGAUAUAAUUUAUUUAUAGAUUAAUGUAAUAUAUUUUUUCCACACCAAAGUGAAUUUGUAAUGCACAUGAAAUAAACAAAAAAAAAAAACA
This is a messenger RNA of Episyrphus balteatus (marmalade hoverfly), 1058 nucleotides long. Its product is annotated as mpv17-like protein 2. Bases 231 to 953 code for a protein of 240 amino acids. Gene Ontology annotation, biological process: mitochondrial ribosome assembly. Gene Ontology annotation, cellular component: membrane; cytoplasm. The transcript has 4 exons. Lineage: Eukaryota; Metazoa; Arthropoda; Insecta; Diptera; Syrphidae. The record is from RefSeq and is a predicted model, not a curated record.